AUGGUGUGGGUCCCCCAGCAAGCUCCUGCAGGCAUGAUUAUAGGGGCAAAGGCCAGCUUGUCCUCCAUGCAUUGUUUACAGAUGCCCACAAAACUUUUUAAGAAAAUUCUUGACCUCUCUUCUAACACUUCCACAAAAUCAAGAGAUUUGGAUGGUUUACAUACAUUUUAUAAGGACAUUGGAUAUAGUGACGCACAAGACUGUCAGUUACUGCCUCAGGGACACGACGUGAUAUUGUACAGUGGGAAAAUAGAUAAUCCUGAGGUAAGAAGUUAUAAUCUUGUAUCAUCCUCUAAAGGUCUUUCAGCAGCCCAGCGGAAGUUUGCACAUUCACUCCGAGACUUUAAAUUUGAGUUCAUCGGUGACGCAGAGACAGAUGAUGAACGCUGCAUAGAUGCUUCCUUACGUGAAUUUUCUAAUUUUUUGAAGAAUCUGGAAGAACAGAGAGAAAUUAUGGCAUUAAGUGUAACUGAAACCCUGAUUAAACCUUUGGAAAAAUUCAGAAAAGAGCAACUUGGAGCCGUAAAGGAAGAAAAAAAGAAGUUUGACAAAGAAACAGAAAAGAACUAUAGUCUAAUUGAUAAGCAUUUGAAUUUAUCAGCCAAAAAGAAAGACUCACACUUACAAGAGGCAGAUAUGCAAGUGGAGCAAAACCGGCAGCACUUUUAUGAACUGUCCCUUGAGUAUGUAUGUAAGCUUCAGGAGAUCCAAGAAAGAAAGAAGUUUGAGUUUGUGGAACCUAUGCUGUCAUUUUUUCAGGGAAUGUUUACUUUCUAUCAUCAGGGCCAUGAACUUGCCAAAGACUUCAAUCACUACAAAAUGGAACUACAGAUCAACAUUCAGAAUACACGGAAUCGUUUUGAAGGAACAAGGUCAGAAGUGGAAGAACUUAUGAACAAAAUCAGACAGAAUCCCAAGGACCACAAACGAGCAAGUCAGUUCACAGCAGAAGGCUACCUGUAUGUACAGGAAAAAAGGCCUGCUCCAUUUGGUUCCAGUUGGGUCAAACACUACUGCAUGUAUCGGAAAGCAGCCAAGAAGUUUAACAUAAUCCCAUUUGAGCACAGAUCUGGGGGAAAGCUUGGGGAUGGAGAAGUGUUCUUUUUGAAAGAAUGUACCAAGAGGCAUACUGACUCCAUUGACAGAAGGUUUUGUUUUGACGUGGAAGCUGCUGACCGGCCUGGCGUUUCCUUGACUAUGCAGGCAUUUUCAGAAGAGGAAAGGAAGCAGUGGUUGGAAGCUCUGGGUGGAAAAGAAGCUCUGUUACAUAGUUUUAAUAGAGCCAUCAUCCCAAGACCAGAAGGAAGCGCACAGUUGGAUAAGAUGGGAUUCACAAUUCUCAGAAAAUGCAUCAGUGCAGUUGAAACACGAGGUAUAAAUGACCAAGGAUUGUACAGAGUUGUGGGGGUGAGUUCAAAGGUCCAGAGACUUCUGAGUAUGUUGAUGGAUGUAAAAACAUGCAAUGAGGUGGACCUGGAGAAUUCUGUAGAUUGGGAAGUGAAGACAAUAACAAGUGCCCUGAAACAGUAUUUGAGGAGUCUUCCAGAGCCUCUUAUGACCUAUGAGUUACACGGAGAUUUCAUUGUUCCAGCCAAAAGUGGAAGCCCAGAAUCUCGCGUCAAUGCUAUCCAUUUCUUGGUACACAAACUGCCAGAGAAAAAUAAAGAAAUGCUGGAUAUUUUGGUGAAACACUUAACAAAUGUUUCACAUCACUCCAAGCAGAACUUAAUGACUGUGGCAAAUUUGGGAGUGGUGUUUGGACCAACUUUGAUGAGGCCCCAGGAAGAAACUGUUGCUGCCAUCAUGGAUUUGAAGUUUCAGAACAUCGUUGUGGAAAUCUUAAUCGAAAACCAUGAAAAGAUUUUUAGGACCCCGCCCGAUGCGACAUUCCUGGAGCCAGUCUCCCUGUCAACAUCACCCCCAAAUGCUCCACCAAGACAAUCGAAGAGACAAGGCCAGAGGACGAAGAGACCCGUGGCCGUGUAUAAUCUUUGUCUGGAGCUGGAAGAUGGUGACAGUCCUAACCUUCCUAAGGAGGACACUCCUACCAGUAAUCUAGAUUCACUUUCCUCCCCAUCUCCCACGACUGCAGCUGUCCACGGGCCUCCUGGACCAGACAAAAACCACCUUCUCACAGAUGGGGGCAGCUUUGGGGACUGGGCAUCCCCUGUCCCCUGCCAGACGCGAUCACCCAUGGUCCAGUGGCUUAACACGCAGUCCCCGACCACCCCAAGCUGCAGCCCAGCGAUUACACCGCCUUCACCCAAGCCACCGCCUUCCCCCGUUUCUCUUCCCACCACCAUAGUGGACAAGCCUCCUGAAAGCGUUGUCAACCGGAAGGCUCGAGCAGUAUAUCCGUGUGAAGCAGAACACAGCUCAGAAUUAUCUUUUGAAAUAGGAGCAAUUUUUGAGGAUGUGCAAACCUCGAGGGAACCUGGCUGGCUAGAAGGGACUCUGAAUGGCAAGAGGGGGCUGAUUCCACAGAAUUAUGUCAAGCUGCUGUAG
Molecule: messenger RNA, 2505 nt
Organism: Puma concolor (puma)
Lineage: Eukaryota; Metazoa; Chordata; Mammalia; Carnivora; Felidae
Source: RefSeq, a predicted model, not a curated record